Messenger RNA from Cimex lectularius (bed bug), 705 nucleotides. RefSeq lists its product as uncharacterized. Lineage: Eukaryota; Metazoa; Arthropoda; Insecta; Hemiptera; Cimicidae. The record is from RefSeq and is a predicted model, not a curated record. The coding region runs from base 132 to 641 and encodes 169 amino acids. The transcript is spliced from 3 exons.
ACAAGAAACACAAAUGUUAAAACCAGAUGUUAAAAAUUCAAUAAUGCGUAGAAUUUAUCAUAAUCGGUGUAGAGAAAAUCUCUCAGAAAAGAAAAACCUGGUUUUCCCUUUGGUCUCUGCGUAGUCUAUUCAUGUUCGUCUUAAAGUGUUUCUGCGCCUUUUCCAUCCUUGGAUUAUCCGCCGGGACCGUGUUCGUCGAAGACCUUUUGUACCCGGACUUCGAGCAGAGGCGGGUCGACAUCGAAGACAGGUUGGCCUUCGCGGAGAUACCAUCGGAAAAGCGGGAAGUUUCCAUCUCCCCUUUCGAAAAGAACGCUGAAGAAUUCGGCGACGCGUACGACUAUUUAGAAAACCUGGACGAUGCUUAUUUCAAAGAGCCCAUAUCUUACGACUCCUACGAUGAAAGUUACAAUCCUUACUUGAGAAAAACGAGACAGAAGGCCGGCCAGAUCGAAAGGUCCAGAAUGGGGCGUCUACGCGACAAACUCUUCUCGAAGAGAAAACACAAAAAUAAAUUCAGCAGCUAUAAAGGAAGUGUAAAAGAUCAACCGUCUGCGAACUCGAACGAUGAGAAAAAGGAAAACUUGUCCAAACCUCGACAUUCCGACGUCAUACCAGGUUUAAACGAAAUAAGUAUGUGAAAAGCAUUAAACCCAGAUUUAAAUGCCAACAUAUUUUUACAAAAAGGAAACUGUUUUUACUACA